This is a messenger RNA of Cladocopium goreaui, 756 nucleotides long. The record is from the annotation of a GenBank genome assembly. Lineage: Eukaryota; Dinophyceae; Suessiales; Symbiodiniaceae.
AUGAUUUCCGCACCUUUUGCUACGAGGCCGCCAUGUGCCAGUCGAACCACCGUUGCACCCAAGUGGCAUGUUCCACAUAGGGAGAGGUUUGGAAUGGUGCCGCAGGUUGGUGCAAUUACCGGUUUUGGCAUCACCUUUUGGGGAAGUGCAAGGUUUUCUCGAAAACGCGCAAAAAAGUGUGGCCAAUGUGCAGGUGCUACAAACACUGGUUUUUUUGUUGAAUGGGCCAAAUGGUUCGAGGAGGAUAUUGUGGAAAAAAUGGACCUGCAUGAAGAGUUGCCAGCACCCACCUUUGCGCAGAGGACCACUGCAAAUCCGUUUGCGACUGUUGAAGAGGCAUCAAUCACCUCGCGGGUCUGGAUCGCGAAGGGAGGCGGACCUAUUCGCCGGGCUCGAUCUGUGAUUGUGAAUGCCGGGAUAAAAGUUCAGGCAUACAAUGUGGUUGUUUACCCUUCUUACGAUCGAGGACUUCAACCGGCUAUUGGAAUAGAUUUGUUGUCCUUCAGUUCACACAAGCAGUUGCUCUUUGGCGUGGACUGGGCUCCGAUGCUUCCUGGAGAUGAGUAUGCAGAGGCCAAGAUCGCACCAUUUCUGUCAUCGCUUCUGGACGAGUUUGACCACUUGAGGAUGACCCCAAGUGGUAAGGUCUAUGGUGAAGAUCCCGAGUUUUUCUCCCCUUACAUGUUUUUCAGCCGGCCCAGGGACAAAGAGGCCCUGCAGCCUGGCUCUGAACUGUGGAAAGUUUCAUCACAGUGA